Stegodyphus dumicola is the source of this 1717-nucleotide messenger RNA. RefSeq names its product pancreatic lipase-related protein 2-like. Gene Ontology annotation, molecular function: lipase activity; protein binding. Lineage: Eukaryota; Metazoa; Arthropoda; Arachnida; Araneae; Eresidae. The record is from RefSeq and is a predicted model, not a curated record. Gene Ontology annotation, biological process: lipid catabolic process.
AUGGUCAGUUUGGAAACGGGGUCAAAUGGUCAUGUUCUUUUGUUAACCACUUCCUGUUUCGCUUUUCAAGAAGACUUACAUGGCGAUGGUAACAUUUAUGCAGCUGUAGUUAAUUCCUUGCAAGAGCUGAAAGUUCGAAAACUGGCUGAAAAAGCAGGUGUUCAUUAUGCACAAAAUAAUAUACAACGUGCAUCCAGCGUUUGCUACGAUGAACUAGGAUGCUUCGACAAGAAUGGCACUUUCAAGCACCUCAAGCAACUUCCUGAACCUCCCGAGUCAGUAAAUACUCAGUUUUUGCUCUAUACAAGAAAAAACCAGCUCAAGCCUCAGAUGCUCGAUUACAAAAAACCAGAAACCAUUCUCAACAGCAAUAUUAAUCCUGCUUUGCCAUUAAAAUUCAUCACUCAUGGGUUUGGAGGGAAGAACAACUUGACAUGGGUCUGGGCAAUGAAAAAUGCCUUUCUGAAGAAGAUGGAUGUGAACGUUAUCAUAAUCGACUGGAGUCUAGGAGCCAGGGUACCGUACUACAUCGCCGCAGCCGUUAAUUCUGAACUGGUUGGGGCCCAAGGUGCUUUCCUUUACUAUUUCAUAAAGGAUAAUUUGGGUAUCAUGGAAAAGGAUUUGCAUGUCGUCGGAUUCAGCUUAGGAGCACAUGUGGCAGGAUUCUUCGGGAAGCGUAUGAUGGAGAUGAGGGGCACUAGACCAGGCAGAAUAACAGGUCUGGAUCCAGCAAGUCCUCUAUUCGAAGAUUAUGGAGAAGAAGUUCAUCUCUUUAAAGACGAUGCUGAUUUCGUGGAUGUUAUUCAUACCAAUGCUGAUCUGCUUCUUUAUGGGGGUGUCGGAAUCGGCAUUCCGAUUGGGGAUGUGGAUUACUACCCAAAUGGAGGGAAACGGCAGCCUGGCUGUGGUAGCACUCUUAAAGGAGCUUUCCUAGAUAUGUUUAAGGGCGAACGGGAACGAACCUGCAAUCACGAGCGAGCUGUGCACCUCUUUACAGAUUCCAUUCUUAAACCGACGUCUUGCCAUUACGUCGGUUAUAAAUGCAGCAGUUAUUCGGAUUUCGAAUUGGCGAAGUGCAUGAGUUGUGAAGAGACGUGCGGCCGCAUGGGUUAUCAUGCCGAAGGAACAGGAAUUUACUAUUUGAAGACCAAAGCAAAAGUCCCUUUCUGUGCUGAUGUCGUCAAACUCACUACUACUUUCGCCAAGGGCCUCAAGAAAUCUUACGGCGCUGUCAUUCUUACGCUUGUUGGACAAAAUGGACAAAAGGAAAAUAUUACUUUGACAGAAAAAGACGAGAAACUUGUUCCUGGAGGAGUAAAAGUGCUGGCUAUUACACUGGGAGAACCUUUUAAACCACUCAAAGAAAUACAAGCUCUUUAUUUGAGAUAUAACGGAUGGUUUACGAAAGGUGAAGAAACAUUCGGUAUCGAUUCGGUAACAAUUAAAGAUAGCGAAGAUGAAUACGUCUACAAAAGCUGCAAUAAUGGUUUGAUUUUGAAGGACAGUGAAUAUCAAACUUUAAAGGAAACUGACGUAACCUGCUGAGGAACAAUGACAGAAAGCAUUAUUUUUAUCAUUAAAAUAAAAAUUCCAGCCAAAGUUCAUGAUAAUUUUAUGUAAAUAAAACUUAUUUUUUUAAACUACUCGUAUUUAUACUUCUUAAUAGUAGAGUGGAUGUACUUCAUAAUCAGGAAUGAAAUAAAAUAUUUUAACUGAC